Messenger RNA from Drosophila biarmipes, 1058 nucleotides. RefSeq names its product tRNA-splicing endonuclease subunit Sen34 (gene Tsen34). The record is from RefSeq and is a predicted model, not a curated record. Gene Ontology annotation, molecular function: tRNA-intron lyase activity; nucleic acid binding. Lineage: Eukaryota; Metazoa; Arthropoda; Insecta; Diptera; Drosophilidae. Gene Ontology annotation, biological process: tRNA splicing, via endonucleolytic cleavage and ligation; tRNA-type intron splice site recognition and cleavage. Gene Ontology annotation, cellular component: tRNA-intron endonuclease complex. The transcript has 6 exons. The coding region runs from base 83 to 910 and encodes 275 amino acids.
AACUGACGUCUGUUAAGCCAACAACAGGUACCAAAAAUUCUCCCAUCGCUAGCCGCUAUAUUGACAACAAAAGAUUGCAAAAAUGUAUUUAACUUUGUUAAACGGCACCGGCUUUGUUUUCAAUGCGGAUGAUUAUAUGGAACUGCGGAGCAAACACCGCAUAAUGGGUGCUCCAGUGGGCACUGCGAACACCAAGGGCUGGAGUCCCAAUCAGUCCACUCUUCCCGUGGAACUGAACAAAUUCGAAACCCAGUUAUUAUUGGACGAGAAUAUAGCCAAGUUAGUGGAUAAAUCUCGGGACUUGAAGGCGAAACCAACAGCAGAGAAAGUGGAAAAGAACAAGGCAGAGUUCGAAUCCCGAUUACUAGGACAGGAAGAAGCCCUUAAGACCGAAAAGCUAAGGGAAACCGAAAGAUAUAUGGAAAAUAUCCUGACCGGAAAGCGGAAAAAGCUGCUUAAACAGGGUAAAACCGAAAUGGCUGCAGCUCUUACAGCCGAUGAAGUACUGAAGGAAAUGUCGGACAGCUUUAAAUUCGAUCCUCAAAAUGCCUUGGUGGAGGUGCCCUGUGAACACCUUAGAAACCACUCUGCGCAAAUAGUUACUGGAGCUCUAGUCGACAUUAGCUGCCUGAACUACCGCGUUUUCAGAGAUCUUUGGCGGCGGGGAAAGUUCGUAACCUCCGGUGACGCAUUCGGAGCGGACUUUCUGGUUUACCCGGGUGAUCCCCUGAUCUACCACGCCUCACACAUAGUGAUUGUGCUCGAGAAACCAGCAAUUAAGCCCUUGGAGCUGGUGGCCAAAGUUCGUCUGUCGGUGAUUGUGAAUAAGAGCUGCGUUUUUGCCUACGAGAAGGAGGACGACGAUGGCAUCCAGUACCAAACUGUAGCGUGGUGCAAUCCCAGCAAGUGAAAAAAUAAAAGUUUCGAGAAAGCAGCGCGCGCUAACCAGCAGUGGGAAGAAGAAGAAGAAGCGCAGGGAGUUUGGAAAAAGCAGUGGCGUAGCAGCAGUGAAGCGGUGGGAGGAGCAGAAGGGGGAUUUUUUGCGAAAAAUCCCAGCU